Molecule: messenger RNA, 1578 nt
Organism: Eremomyces bilateralis CBS 781.70
Lineage: Eukaryota; Fungi; Ascomycota; Dothideomycetes; Eremomycetales; Eremomycetaceae
Product: dynactin p62
Exons: 3
Coding region: 1-1578 (525 amino acids)
Cellular component (GO): dynactin complex
Source: RefSeq, a predicted model, not a curated record
AUGUCCGUCUCCUUCCCGUACACGUACUACGCGUGUUCCUGCGCCGACAACACGUCCACCCAAGAAAAGCGUGUCUCACAAGAGCCACAAUCCGCCCAGGACGAAGAUGAACGAACCUUCGACCCGCGCUCGCGGCGAUCCAAUUUCUCGCUGUAUCCGAUUGAGCAUUUGCUAUACUGUACAGAGUGUCAUGAAAUGCGGUGCCCACGAUGCGUGACGGAAGAAGUCAUCUGCUGGUACUGCCCGAACUGUCUCUUCGAGGCCCCGAGCAGCACUAUCAAGCAAGAAGGUCAUAGAUGUUCCCGCAACUGCUUCAACUGCCCCAUUUGCACCUCCCCCCUCUCCGUCAACUCCCUCGAACAACCCGACCCCCCUCCCGACGACAAACCCGCCAACAAGUUCGGCGGCCCCUACAUCCUCCACUGCCCCUACUGCGCCUGGUCCACCCUUGACAUCGGCAUCACCUUCCCCCGGCCCUCCAACAUCACCGGCCAACUCGCCAAGACCCUCAACGGCGGCCUCCCCCGCCCGCCCCGCGACCGCAAACCCUCCUCCUCCCUCAAGCGCUCCGACCCCCCUACCACGCACCACCUCGACGACCUCCCCUCUCCCACCUCUGACACCUCCACGUCCUCUUCGCCCGAACCCCCCUCCGCCCGUACCCCCGACCCCCAAGACCGCUAUCACCACCUCCUCGCCUUCUACAAACACCAACUCAGCACCAGCGACGCCGCCCUCCUCCCCGGCACCACGUCCACAUCCGCCAGCGAACUUGGCCCCGGCUCCCCCAGCUCCAUCGCCCGCCUCCUCCACAUGUACGGCUCCUCCAUCCGCUCGCGCGCGCCCGAAUCCGGCCCCUCCCCGAUGCGUGAAGCCGCCACCCCUGAGGAAGGCCUCCUCAUUUACGACGCCGCCGCCGAAGCUGCCGACGAUGCCACCAUCCGCGCGAUGCAGACCACCGCCUGGGACACCCACGCCAGCGUCUCGCAGCGCCUCGACGCCACGAACCGCCACGCCCGCGCCGUCGACGAUCUGCGCCCCAUCAGCCCCCUGCUACGUACCAAGCGCGCGAAGCGCUGCGGCGCGUGCCGGCAGAUCUUAGCGAAACCGGAAGGGAAGGUGACGAGCGUGCGAUCGAAGAUCAAGCUGCUGGCCCUACAAAACCUACCGAAGCUGUCGAUCAAGCCGCUGGCCUCCCCUUCGACGAUGCCGCCUCCAGGGACGUCCGCAGCCGGCCGCCCGACAUCCACUCUGCUUACCACCUUCUCCUCGCCCACGCUCGCGCUCCCCGCGCUCUCGCCCUCCUCCCCAUUCGCCCUCCGCCCGCUCACCACAACGCACUACCUCCUGACCCUCACCAACCCACUCUACGACUCCAUCCGCGUGCACCUCGCGGCGCCGAGCGCGCUCCGGGGUCGGCACGGCGCGGGGUCGCGGGUGACGAUCCUGUGUCCGCAGUUCGAGGUGGGGGCGAACACGGAUAGGAGGAAAAAGGGGGAGAGGGAGCGGGUGGAGAAGGUGAGGAGAGAGGAGGCGUUUUGGACGGUGUUGGGGGUGGGGAGGAUCGUGGGGUUGUAG